AUGCCUUUGGUGGAUAAAAUUGUGGCUCGAAUCCAUCAUUGGUCCUCUAGACUCCUCAGUUACACGGGUAGAAUUCAGCUAGUGAAAAGCGUAACUGCUGCAAUGGUCCAAUACUGGAUGCAAUGCCUCCCUCUGCCUAAAGUUGUGAUCAGGAAAAUUGAAUCUAUCUGCCGUAGCUUCAUCUGGACCGGUAAGAAUACAAUUAGCAGAAAAUACCCUGUGGCUUGGAAUUGCACCUGCUGCCUGACUGCUCAGGAUGGUUUGAAUCUACUGAAUCUUCAGGUAUGGAACAAUGUGCUGCUCCUGAAAUGCCUCUGGAAUCUGUGCAACAAAACUGAUAAUUUAUGGGUUAAAUGGAUCCAUACUCAUUACCUGAAGGAAAACAGUGUGAUGAAUUACGAAAUCAAAGCUUACAAUUCUUGGAUUGUUUGCGGUAUCCUGAAACAACGUGAUAACAUGGAGUUUAUCCGGAAUGAAUGGGAGCAAAUUAUAAUUACACAAAAGUUUAAAGCUUCGGUUAUCUAUAAGGUGCUGAUUGAUGAUGGCACACGGGUCCUUUGGGGUAAUUUGAUAAAGUUCAACAAGGCCCGACCGCGUGCAGUUUUUUGCUUAUGGAAAGCUUGUCAUGGGAAGCUCGCGACCAAGGAGAGGCUGAAACGGUUUGGGAUGAUUGAGGACAACAACUGUAAACUAUGCCAGGCUGAGGAUGAAACGCUGAAUCACCUUUUUUUCUCUUGUCAAGAGACAAAGCACAUUUGGAAGGAAGUGCUUAACUGGUUUAACAUUUCUCAUGAUCCUCAACCAUGGGAUGCAAAACUGGUUUGGAUCAGUAAUAACACAAAGGGAAAGGGGUGGAAAGUCGAAGUUUUGAAGAUGUUGGUAGCUGAAACCAUCUACAACAUCUGGGGAUAUAGGAAUGGAAAAACUUUUGGAAACACUGUAGAUAUUACAACCACAAUUACUAACUUCAUAGAUCAUGUGAUCUACCGAGGGUGGAACAACUGUAGGAUUAAAAAACAUCUUGUUAGUUUUAUGAUGUAA
This is a messenger RNA of Lathyrus sativus (Indian pea), 1041 nucleotides long. Lineage: Eukaryota; Viridiplantae; Streptophyta; Magnoliopsida; Fabales; Fabaceae. The record is from the annotation of a GenBank genome assembly.